GGCAUGCUGGGGGACGGAGAUUUCCAUCAUGGCGGCUUCCAUCUCGGGCUACACCUUCAGCGCUGUGUGUUUCCACAGCGCCAACAGCAACGCCGACCACGAAGGCUUCUUGCUGGGGGAGGUGAGGCAGGAGGAGACGUUCAGCAUCAGCGACUCACAGAUCAGCAACACAGAGUUUCUGCAAGUGAUCGAAAUUCAUAAUCAUCAGCCUUGUUCGAAACUUUUUAGUUUCUACGACUAUGCGAGCAAAGUGAGCGAAGAGAGCCUGGACCGGAUUCUCAAGGAGCGGAGAAAGAAGGUGAUUGGCUGGUACCGCUUCCGGCGGAACACGCAGCAGCAGAUUUCCUACCGAGAGCAGGUCAUCCACAAGCAGCUCACCCGCAUCCUGGGCGUGCCCGACCUCGUCUUCCUCCUCUUCAGCUUCAUCUCCACCGCCAACAAUUCCACUCACGCGUUAGAAUACGUUCUCUUCAGACCAAAUCGAAGGUAUAAUCCCAGGAUAUCCCUCACCAUCCCCAAUCUCGGCAACACCAGCCAGCAAGAGUAUAAAGUGUCUUCAGUGCCAAAUACUUCCCAGAGUUAUGCCAAAGUCAUUAAAGAACAUGGUACUGACUUCUUUGACAAGGACGGAGUGAUGAAGGACAUCAGGGCCAUCUACCAGGUGUACAACGCGCUGCAGGAGAAAGUGCAGGCGGUGUGUGCGGACGUGGAGAAGAGCGAGCGAGUCGUCGAGUCCUGCCGAGCAGAAGUGAACAGGCUCCGGAGACAGAUCAGCCAGAGGAGGAGCGAGAAGGAGCAGGAGCCACGACUGCAGCAGGCGGCCUCGAGCAGGCCGGGGCCAGCCGAGAACGCGGAGCCGGCCUUCAGCCCUCGCAUGCCCUACCCGGGGUUCGCAGCCGAAGGCAGGAGCAGCCUGGGAGACGCAGAGGCCUCCACCCCGCCGCCCCCCUACUCCGAUUUCCACCAGAACAGCCAGGAAAGUACUGUGAGCCACGCUCGCGCGGAGACGAGCGUCUUCAUGCCCCGACCUCAGGCCGUGGGCUCGUCCAGCUACGCCUCCGCCGGUGCCGGACUCAAGUGUCCCGGGAGCGGGGCCGAGCGGCCUCCUCCCCAGAGGGCCUCUGGCGACAGCGUGGAGGGCUCCGACGACAGCGACUACGAGAACCUGAUGGGCCCCGCCCAGCCCGAGGAGAGCGAGUACUCGCAGCCCACGGAUUCUCGGGCGGCGGCUCAUCCCGCCGGGGGCCCCAGGAACACUCAGACCUCCCAGAUUUAAGGACAGGAGAAUCUCUCGACUGAGCACUGCUUUUCUCAGUUGCUGAUGGAGAGAGUGUUGUUGAGGACUCCAUCCGGGAGAAGAACUGCGUUCUCAGACGCCGGGCCGUCCUGGGCACAGACGUCGGGGGGGCCCCGUGUGCGGGGGCCCCUGCCUCGGGCCGCAGCGGGAGGUUUCCCAGCAGAAUCAUUAAGAUAAUCAAACCCUCCUAAUUCUGGUGCGAUUCAUGGAUGUACUGGUAAACCUAGCAAAUGCAACUCACCCACGUCGUUUCUGUUCUUUAAAAUAAAUCGGGAGCUAGAGACUCA
Molecule: messenger RNA, 1584 nt
Organism: Sorex araneus (European shrew)
Lineage: Eukaryota; Metazoa; Chordata; Mammalia; Eulipotyphla; Soricidae
Gene: ABRAXAS2
Product: abraxas 2, BRISC complex subunit
Exons: 9
Coding region: 29-1276 (415 amino acids)
Biological process (GO): attachment of spindle microtubules to kinetochore; mitotic spindle assembly; protein K63-linked deubiquitination
Cellular component (GO): nucleus
Molecular function (GO): microtubule binding; polyubiquitin modification-dependent protein binding
Source: RefSeq, a predicted model, not a curated record